Cyprinus carpio (common carp) is the source of this 1713-nucleotide messenger RNA. Its product is annotated as reticulocalbin-2. Gene Ontology annotation, cellular component: endoplasmic reticulum. Gene Ontology annotation, molecular function: calcium ion binding. NCBI's taxonomy places the organism in Eukaryota, Metazoa, Chordata, Actinopteri, Cypriniformes, Cyprinidae. The record is from RefSeq and is a predicted model, not a curated record.
GUAAGAAAUUAGUUGUGCACACAGGAAACCGGUGAGCGAGAGUACAGAUGACUGCAGCGCACCAUGGCAACAAGUUCAGCUGGAAACUUGGGCUAUCGGCCUUUUAAAUGUUUAGAGAUUAGAUACACAACUCUCCUGUUGAUGGCUUGUUGUGCAUCAGGAGCAAUUGGAAAACAAAUCGUCCAAGAGGAUCAUUUAGGCAAACAUAACCAUGAACAUAAUGCAAAUAUGUUCCUCGGCUCCGAGGACAAAGAUGAAAUACAGAAACUCAGCCCAUCUGAGCAGCGAAAGCGACUGGUGGAGAUAGUCAAGAAGAUUGACACCAACUCUGAUAAAUACCUGACUCCAGAGGAAAUCACAUUAUGGAUACAGAGGGUGUACAGGACAUAUGCGUUGGAUGAUGCUGAGGAGCGCUUCCCUGAGUUUGACUCCAACAAUGAUGGUCUGGUAUCUUGGGACGAAUACAAUAUGGUCUUGCAUGGUCAUACUGUGGAAGUUGACGUAGAUGCUGUUCUUAAAGACCCAGAGGAGGAGUCUCUCAGAUUUCUCCAUGCAAAGGAAAAAAGACGUUUUGACUUUGCUGAUAUGGAUGGCUCAGAUGCCUUGAACUUAACUGAGUUCCUUGCGUUUACUCAUCCAUCUGAAGUGGACCACAUGGCUGAUUUUGCCAUUGAAGAUGUGCUUUCUGAAUAUGACUUGGAUAAAGACGGAUUCAUCAGCUUGAGUGAAUUCAUUGGAGAUCUCAGAGCAAAUGAGCAGGAAGAGCCCUCGCAGUGGGAGGUUGAGGAAACGGUGCGCUUUGAAGAUCUCUAUGACCAGGAUAAGGAUGGAAAACUUAACAGGGAUGAACAGCUCCGCUGGGUCGCUCCCAACAGCUAUGGCUCGGCACGGGAAGAAGCCAUUCAUCUGAUCAAGGAAAUGGACCAAGAUGGUGAUGGAAGACUCUCGGAAGUGGAGAUUUUAAAAAACCAAGACACUUUCAUGAACAGUGAAGUGACUGAUUACGGCAGACAGCUUCAUGUGCCACAUGAUGAACUGUAAUAGUUAGAACCUUUUAUAAAUAGUUCUUAUGGGGCCACAAAGAAAGACUACUUGAGUUUUUACAAGUAAAUUUUUAUUAGAUAACAUGUAACUGAUACACUACUGUUACACAGCCCUGCAUCUUGAUUUGCAAAAAUGAUAUGAUGAGCUCAUAAUGAUGCUGAGUUCAAAAAUAUCAAUAAAAAUUUUCCAUCAUUUUCACAAAAUAACAUUAGUUUUAAUGCACAUAUCAACAAGAGGUUUGCAUGUAAUGACAAAAGAGUAUUCAAAAUGAAUAACUAACAAGCUGCAAAAAAAUAUGAAAAAUAUGUUUAUUCAAGUUUAUGAAUAAGCUUUUCUUUUUUUCAUAAAAUCUGCAAUUUUAUGUCACUUCUUUGGAUGUAGUAAAACACCCAAAGAUGUACAGUAGCAGAAAACGUCAGGGUCAUGUUUGCAUUUCUUCUUUAACAGGCCGCAAUUUUAACCUUGACAUCAGGAUUAAGCAUAAAAUAAUGUUUCCAGAAUCAUUCAUACAAGUGAAAAUCAGCUGAGAAUUGAACAAAUAGUUAAAACCUGGCUCAGUGGAGGAUAGGAAUCAUGUAUUCAUGUCAGUUUAUCUUGUGAUUAAAGGGAUACUCCACCCCAAAAUGAAAAUUUUGUCAUUAAUCACUUACCCCCAUGUCGUUCCAAACC